Molecule: messenger RNA, 1560 nt
Organism: Procambarus clarkii (red swamp crayfish)
Lineage: Eukaryota; Metazoa; Arthropoda; Malacostraca; Decapoda; Cambaridae
Gene: Las
Product: lipoyl synthase, mitochondrial
Biological process (GO): lipoate biosynthetic process
Cellular component (GO): mitochondrion
Molecular function (GO): lipoate synthase activity; 4 iron, 4 sulfur cluster binding
Source: RefSeq, a predicted model, not a curated record
ACUCCAUGAGACCUGGAAAACCUUUGGUCUCGCAGUCGCUUGUCAAAACAAUGGCAGCUGGGAUCAGGUUAUUUUGCAAUAGUAGGCACUUACCUUUGCAAAAUGCACAGUUGCACAAGGUUUCUAUCUCAUCCAGGACUGCCAUCAUCAGACAAGUUGGUAGUUUGUCUAAUGAGAAGAAAAAGAAGGUGGCUGAAGGCCCGUCCCUUCAAGACUUUGUAUCAGGAGAAGUCACCAGAGAAAUGACAUGGUCAGACUACACUGGGAAGCUAAAGCGGGAAGCAGGAGAAACUGAACGCUUAAGACUACCACCUUGGCUCAAACGAGAGAUUCCUAUAGGCAAAAAUUUUAGUAAGUUGAAAGCUGACCUUCGUGGACUUAACCUCCAUACUGUAUGUGAAGAGGCCAGAUGUCCAAAUAUUGGUGAAUGCUGGGGGGGUAAUGAUGAUAAUAUAUCAACUGCAACUAUAAUGCUAAUGGGAGACACCUGUACCCGAGGUUGUCGAUUUUGCUCGGUUAAAACUGCCCGCAAACCCCCUCCUUUGGACCCCCAAGAACCUGUUAAUACUGCCACUGCCAUUACCAAGUGGGGUCUCAGCUAUGUUGUUCUUACAUCUGUGGACCGAGAUGAUAUUCCAGAUGGAGGCUCGGCUCACUUUGCUGAAACAGUAAUGGAGCUGAAGAAACAGAACCCUUCCAUUUUGGUAGAAUGCCUUGCUCCAGACUUCAGAGGUGACAAAGAUUGUAUAGCAACUAUUGCCAAAUCAAGAUUGGAUGUAUUUGCUCAUAAUAUUGAAACAGUGGAGUCUCUAACUCCUCGUGUUCGUGAUCCUAGGGCAAAAUAUAGGCAAUCUUUGGGAGUUUUGGAACAUGCCAAGACAACAAAAGCAGACUUAGUCACAAAGUCCUCUAUUAUGUUAGGCCUGGGAGAAACUGAUGAUGAAAUUUUGCAGACUAUGAAGGAUUUACGUAAUGCAGGGGUGGAGUGUGUCACUCUUGGGCAGUAUAUGCAACCAACCAAGCGGCAUCUCAGAGUAUCUGAAUAUGUUACACCUGAGAAGUACCAGCACUGGGAGGAGACUGGAAAGAGUUUGGGAUUUAUUUAUACUGCAAGUGGGCCAUUAGUGAGGUCAUCAUAUAAAGCUGGUGAAUUCUUCUUGAAACAUCUGCUCAUGCAGAGAAAACAAGAUAAAACUCUUUAGGUGUAAUUUGAUUGACUGUGUUAAGUAUAUUUUAGCUUUUUAUGUUAAUUUAUAUCAUACUUAACAUUAAUAUAGUUUUAGGCAUGGAACAUCAUUUAGAGUACUACUUUACUUUUGUAUAUAUUAUUAGUACUGUAUAUACAAAAUUAUAAACCUUGAUAUAAUGCAGUUUUUUAUGGGUUCCAUAAGAACAAUAAUACUACUUUUCUAACUAUUCUAACACAGAAGGAAUCUGGGGUACAGUUUCUUAGCCCAUUUUUGCACAUCAUCAAAUUGCCUAUUAUGAGCAAAAAUGGGUCAGUUAAUUUAUUUUAUUUGGGCAUUUGAUCUUGUUAACAGAAUAAACUUGUCAAGUGAG